Messenger RNA from Prionailurus viverrinus (fishing cat), 672 nucleotides. RefSeq names its product keratin-associated protein 4-6-like. Bases 1 to 672 code for a protein of 223 amino acids. The transcript has 3 exons. The record is from RefSeq and is a predicted model, not a curated record. NCBI's taxonomy places the organism in Eukaryota, Metazoa, Chordata, Mammalia, Carnivora, Felidae. Gene Ontology annotation, cellular component: keratin filament.
AUGGUCAGCUCCUGUUGUGGCUCUGUCUGCUCUGACCAGGGCUGUGGCUCCAGCUGCUGCCAGCCUUGCUGCCGCCCCACCUGCUGCCAGACCACCUGCUGCAGGACCACCUGCUGCCGGCCCACCUGCUGUGUGUCCAGCUGCUGCCGCCCCUCCUGCUGUGGCUCCAGCUGCUGUGGCUCCAGCUGCUGCAGGCCCAGCUGCUGCAUCUCUAGCUGCUGCCGCCCCUCCUGCUGUGGUUCCAGCUGCUGUGGCUCCAGCUGCUGCCGCCCCUCCUGCUGCAUUUCUAGCUGCUGCCGCCCCUCUUGCUGUGAGUCUCCUUGCUGCCACCCCACCUGCUGCCAGACCACCUGCUGCAGGACCACCUGCUGCCACCCCAGCUGCUGUGUGUCCAGCUGCUGCCGCCCCUCCUGCUGUGGCUCCAGCUGCUGUGGCUCCAGCUGCUGCCGCCCCUCCUGCUGCAUUUCUAGCUGCUGCCGCCCCUCUUGCUGUGGUUCCAACUGCUGUGGCUCCAGCUGCUGUGGCUCCAGCUGCUGCCGCCCCUCCUGCUGCCCCUCCUGCUGCCUGCGCCCAGUCUGUGGCCGGGUCUCCUGCCACACCACUUGCUAUCGCCCCACCUGUGUCAUCUCCACCUGCCCCCGCCCCAUGUGCUGUGCCUCCUCUUGCUGCUGA